CGUUGUUGAUAUUGUUGUAACUCGAUGCAAACCUAAACAAGGUUUGCAUAGACGGAACCGCGCUCGUUCGCACUAUAUAAGCUCAAUUCGGGCUCAGUCCGCUCAUUCAGACCAGUUCUUUCCUAUCCGUUAGUAAGCUGAAGUACUAUAGAAGAAGUAAGAAAGAUGAAGAAUCCUAUGAAAGCAGUAGUUCUGACAGUGAUCUUGAUGAUGUGCGUCAAGAAUUUAAUGAGCUCUCCGUUGACGCCGGUGGUGACGACAUCGGCGACAAAUACGGGCAAGAAGUGCGAAUGCGGAGCCUUCGAAGGGAAGAAGGUGACCGGAAACGCACAGCCAAUUUUGGCGCAGAACCCGCUGAACGUAACCUGCGAUGCCGAUGGCAAGAAGAUGUGCCGCACCAUCUGCACGGAUUUGGCCAAGAUGAGCGUCGAACGAGGACCGGCCGUACUCUGCGCCAAAAUCAACCACGCAGAAGCGAUAAAGCCUUCGCUAUUCACCAGAAUCUGCGAAGGAGAAUGGGAGUACGGCGACUUCGGCGUGGAGGAGCCGAUCUGCUGUCACGAAGGCAAAUCAAUUUCGUGCAAGAAAGAGAAGAAGCCAUGAGAUAUGGUACUUCUGAGGAUCUUCGUAGACGUCGCAUUUUUCCUGCUCCUUUCUACAUUUAUUCUACUAAUCAACACUCUUCUCGACAAGUUCAUUCUUCCGCGACCUCAAGUCCUUCGACUGAAAGUCAUCAAAGUCAGACGCGUUUAACACUUCCCCAGCAUAUGCAGCAAAUCCAGGACAACUUCGACGUCGACCAACAUCCAUCAAGAUUCCACGCACACGGAACGACCGCUUCGAACAACGGACACCGUACUGUUUAUAAUUCCUAUUGUUUCAAAUAAUUCAAUAAAUUUUAAAAUUUGCAAAUUUUAUUUCUGACUAGAUUACUUUAUUUUCGUUGCAAACUUAAUCGCGUAACGUUAUAUAUACUUACGCAACCUAAUGUAAUGCAUAACACAUUGUAAAACAAUAUAUGGUAGUUAUGGAAACUACUCGUGUCAUUGCUGAAAGUUAAUUUAACGCUAAAUUCCCGGCGUAUCCACCAAUAAUAUUUUUUUGGAUGGAACAAAUAAAAAAACUAUUUACACAUAUUUUACAUAUAUAUAUAUAUUUAAAUUAACUCCUUUCCAUUCCUUGCUUCGUCGAAACGUACCCAAUGCGAAGAAACGGAAAUAAAGCAAAGAGAACGAAACAGCAAAAAAAUAUCAUUCAUUCAUUAUUACAAAUAAAAUAAAUAUCAUCAUCAGUGUAAUCGCAAACA
Molecule: messenger RNA, 1306 nt
Organism: Nicrophorus vespilloides
Lineage: Eukaryota; Metazoa; Arthropoda; Insecta; Coleoptera; Silphidae
Product: follicle cell protein 3C-1-like
Exons: 3
Coding region: 166-603 (145 amino acids)
Source: RefSeq, a predicted model, not a curated record